Scomber japonicus (chub mackerel) is the source of this 3601-nucleotide messenger RNA. RefSeq names its product proprotein convertase subtilisin/kexin type 5-like. The transcript is spliced from 19 exons. The record is from RefSeq and is a predicted model, not a curated record. The coding region runs from base 1 to 3108 and encodes 1035 amino acids. Lineage: Eukaryota; Metazoa; Chordata; Actinopteri; Scombriformes; Scombridae.
AUGGACAUAUCUCUGUGGUAUCAGGAGGUGGAAAGGCCUGGGAAUUGGGAUUCAGGACCAGGUGUGGUGGAUGUCAGUGUGAUAUCUACCACAGCGCUCGCUCUUUCUCCCGACAGAGUAGACUGGGAGUACAUGAGUCGCCAUGAAAAGUGCCACUUCUGUGACAUUACCUGCAUGCAGUGUGUGGGUCCAGAGAGAGAGGACUGCACUAGCUGCUCCCCACCAAGGUUCUUUAAUGAUGGCCGCUGUGACACCCGCUGCCCGGUGGGGCGUUUCCCGAUGGAGAGACAAUGCCACCUCUGUCACCACACCUGCAAUGAGUGCACAGACGAGGGGCCUGACAACUGCACCAGCUGUGACAGAGAUAAGUUUGGCGAGGCCAGGUACCUGUUUCAGGGUCAGUGCCGUGAUACCUGUCCAGAAGGGUUCUUCCACUCUGAUGAUCGAAAACGGUGUGAAUCCUGUCCUCCUGACUGCAUCAUCUGCACAGCAGCAAAUCGCUGCCUCCGCUGCAGCCCAGGACACAGGCUCAACAAUAGCCGGUGCGUUCCAUUGGAGUGCAGUGCAGGUGAGGUUGCAGAUGCAGAGAAUGAGGACUGUCUCCGCUGUGACGAAGGAUGCAAGCAAUGUAAACGCAAGGAUUCAGGACAUCAGGAGCAGGAAACUGUCUGCCUCAAAUGUGAAGAUGGUUACUACCAGUUGGGCACAGACUGUCAUCAGUCCUGCCCUGAUCGGACCUACAGUGUGGAUAACACAAUGGUGUGUGCUCAGUGUGAAGACAAACAAUGCAUGAACUGUGACAACUCCCAGUGCUACACGUGCGAAGAUGGAUUCUAUGUCUCUGAUGGAGAGUGUGUGGAACACUGUAAAGAAGGUUUCUUUGUGGAUGAGGAGAGCCAGGAAUGUGAGCCGUGUCACAAUGACUGUCGUACCUGCGGAGGGCCGCGAUUUGACGACUGUGACUCUUGUGAGGAAGGAUUCACACUGAAGAAUGGGGAGUGUUUGGAGGGCCAACGGUCUGCCCCCUGCCCUGAGAAAUCCUUCAGAAACAAAAAAGGGGACUGUGAAGCAUGUGAGGCCCUUUGUCGUUUUCUGACCGCUCGACGGACUUGUGCGCCUCGUUGUGAGUCUGGCACAUUUGCCAACAAAGUGUCCAGCCAGUGUGAGACCUGCCCAAAAGGUUGCAUCAUGUGCCAGGAUGCCCAGCUAUGCCAGCGCUGUCACAGUGGAUUUUACCUGUAUAAUGGAGCAUGUGUGGUGGACUGUCCAAGAGGGAUUCCUCAAGAUGGCAUAUGCCAGCCGUGUGCCUCGAAGUGUGCAUCCUGCCUAGGAAAUACCUCCCACUGUCUGAGCUGUGACAGACAGUACUUGCUGCUUGACCACUCCUGCAGGGAAAACUGUCCAGAGGGUUACUACGCCACUGAGAGGGAAUGCCAUCGGUGCCCUGCUGACUGUAGAGAAUGCAAUCAAGAUGGUUUGUGUAAGAAGUGUGCAGACUACUUCUUCCUCCAUGACGAUAAGUGUGUGGAUGAUUGCCCUACUGGCUACUUUGCCAGUGAGAAGCAACAGGAGUGCGUGCGUUGCCAUGCCGAUUGUGCCUCAUGUGAUGGACCAGGCUUUGAUGACUGUGAUGUGUGUCGCAACCAGAAAGCUGUCCGUUAUAAUGGAGAGUGUCUAACUAACUGUCCUAACAGGACUUACUAUGAUAAAACUACCAAUGAAUGCAGAGAUUGUGACAGGUCAUGUCUGACCUGCUCAGGCCAUGAGCCCUCAUCCUGCCUCAGCUGUGAUUUCAACAGGCGUAUAGAUGCCAGUGGCCACUGUAUAUGGUUCAAUGACUGCUCUCUGAGCUCAUAUAUGGACCAAAAAGGGGACUGCCAAGCGUGCCACAAAUACUGCCAUCGCUGUUCUGGAUCGGGCAAAGACCACUGCCUCAGCUGCAACAAGCCACACUUCCUACUGAACAACACAUGUGUACAGGAGUGUCCUGUGGGUUACUAUGCUGAGGACAAGGACGAGCGGGUGUGUGAGCGCUGUCACUUUAGCUGCACGUCGUGUACCGGCCGUCACAGUCAACAGUGUGUCGUCUGUAAACCUGGAUUCUUCAAGCAGGGAAAAAGCUGUGUCGAAACCUGUUCAGAGAGUCACUUUGGGAACUUCAAGACCAUGGUUUGCGAACGCUGUGAUCCCUCUUGUAACAAGUGCUGGGGUCAUGGUAGCACAAACUGUCUGAGCUGUCGGAAUGGGUACGUCUACCUGAGGCAGCGGGGACAGUGCUUACAGAGCUGUCCUUUAGGCUACUACCAGGACAGCUGGUCCAAGAGCUGUCACAAGUGUCACCCCACCUGCAAGACCUGCAAGAGAGGUGGUGCUCUAGCCUGCCUGACUUGUUAUGAAGGCUUCGCGUUUAUGAAGGGCAUCUGUGAAUCACAGUGUCUCGUAGGCUUCUAUGCAGCUUCUAAGGUGUCUGAGUCUCAGAUCGACACACCAAACUGCAAAAUGUGUGACUCGUCCUGCAUGGACUGCCGAGGUCCCAGCAUGUGGAACUGCACACUGUGCCCCGCUCUCCAGAUCCUGGCUGAUGAUGGCCGUUGCCUGAGCUGCUGUGGAAAUGAGAUGCGCCAGGAUGAUAAACCAAUACCCUGGGAGUGCUGUGACUGUGAGGCCUCACGAGUUGAAUGCAUCCUGGAUGUCAACUUUGUGUUGCGAGAACCUGAAGAUUUAGAGGUUCAAGGCAGCACUGCCAAACGCUUUGUCACUGUUUACAUUCUACUUAUCCUCAUCGUGGGUGGAGGGAUCUUCCUUUUCCUCUAUGUUCGAUCUAAAUCACUCCCUGUCCCUGGCAUGCCCCAAAUCAAAGCUGGAGGCUAUGAGAAACUAGACAGCAAUGGAGAAGUUGGCUCAAAACACGCCAGCUCAUCAUUAGGGGACUAUAAUGACAGAAUCAUUGGAUGUGAUGAUGGUGAGGGAGAAGAAGAAGAAGAUGAUGACGAUGAUAUUGUGUACAUGGCACAAGAUGGGACAGUGUAUCGGAAGUUCAAGUACGGACUCUUGGAUGAGGAUGAGAUUGAGCUGGAGUAUGAUGAUGAGAGCUACUCAUACAGAUGAAAAGAAAGCACAACAAACCUUGACUGCACAGAAAUAGCUCCUCCUUCCAUAUCACUCUAAAUAUGUUCAUAUGUGAUGUCUAUUUAAAUCAAACUAUUUACACACAGUUUUUCAGACCAAAACUAUUUUUAAUCAGGAACUCAUCUGUGUUAUACCAUCCAUGUAGCAGUCAUUAUGUUGAUGUGAUAUUUUUUGCUGAGCAGGUAUUACCAACAGGAUAUAUACUAUUCUGUGGUUGCUACUUUUAACAUGGCUGCAAUUACGGGCAAAACCAAUGUUCUGAAACAUGAAUAUAAUUGAUAUUUUCCUGUAAAACUAUUUUUAGCCAUUCUGUUUAGCCUGUUUCAAGCCAUAUUGCUGGCACACAGAAGAUAUUUUGAGUUUGCCUUAAAAACAACACAAGGAUCAAAUUACUACAUUUUCUAGUCUCAUAUUUGUGCUGCAGAUAUUUUUUUGUUUGUUUUUUUGGAAAAUGUGGCUUUUUGAGUAGACA